UAAUAAUAAAAAAAAAAUUAAGCCAUUUUAUAAAUUCCAGUGGCGUUCCAAUAUAUCCAUCAUCUUCUUUUCCAAAUAUAAGGAGAUUUUUAAAUUUAUUAAAUUAAAUACUUUGAUUUUAUGGCUCAUCUAUUAACGAGGUAUGUGGGGAGUCUGCACAGGAGAGCCAGCUAUCGAUUCUCUGCUAAGGGCAAGGAACCUGAGAAUAUUGCUGAAGUAUUAAAGUACUACAGGCCCGAAAGUUUAGAGAAAUUGUGCCGGAAAACUAAAUUCACCAAAAAGGAAAUCCAGCACUUCUAUCAAAAUUUUAAGCAGCAAUUUCCCAAAGGUGCUAUUAAUCAAGAAGAUUUCAAAUCUAUAUUUGCACAGAUAUUUUUAUCAGGAAGACCUGAAAAAUACGCUGAUAUGGUUUUCGCCACUUUAAACAAAGAUAACUUGGGAUUAAUCAAUUUCGAAACACUUUUAAUAUUCAUAUCAACCGUUUCCCGUGGUAGCAAAGAAGAAAAUUACGAAUGGAUAUUUCACCUUUACGACAUCAACAGGGACGGGUUCGUCACGAAGAAUGAAAUUUUAGACGUCGCUAUAGCGAUAUAUUACUUGCAAAAUCCUGUCCUAAAUCCUCCAACGAUUACCAGGAUAAUAGCUCACGUUGAUAAUAUUUUCAAAAAAAUGGACACUAAAAGUUACGGAGCAGUGAAUCGCGAAGAAUUUAUAGAAUUUUGCAAUGAUAAAAAAUGGGAUAUAUUGGAAUCUAUCGAAUUUCUAAAAACAAAUUACAUAUAAAAUAUACCGCGACAAAUUAUCAAUACAUUCUGGGGCUUCAGGAUUUCUCUACAAUAAAAAUGUCACGUUCGAGAAAAGAGAACAUUGAAAUAUAAUAAAUCUUUUAAAACUAUUCACAUGUUAUGCGCUAAAGCUAAAUCUAAGUAAUUAAAUAUUAUUAUAAUAUGAGACAAAUAGUAAUCCUUAGAUUAAAAAAUGCUUUUAAUUAUAUUAAAUAUAUUAAUCAUGAUUUUUGUGAACUGUAAUUUUAAAUCUAAAAGGGAUGAUAUAUAUGCACAAUCUGAUUCUUUAUGUCCUUAGGCUGGGAUUUAGUGUCAGCAAACGAGAGAGAUUUAGUAUUAUAUUAUAAAACACAACAUUUUUUGUAUUAGUUUAUUUGUAUAAGUUUUGAAUGUAUACUAAAAUAUAACAUUAUGAAUGCGCAUGAUUUUAUU
Messenger RNA from Gordionus sp. m RMFG-2023, 1217 nucleotides. RefSeq names its product Kv channel-interacting protein 4-like. NCBI's taxonomy places the organism in Eukaryota, Metazoa, Nematomorpha, Gordioida, Chordodea, Parachordodidae. The coding region runs from base 121 to 783 and encodes 220 amino acids. The record is from RefSeq and is a predicted model, not a curated record. Gene Ontology annotation, molecular function: calcium ion binding. The transcript is spliced from 7 exons.